AUGUCCGAGCCAAAGCGACGAAAAGUCGAUUUUGAAAACAGGAUAUUUCAAGCAAAAUGGACUGAAGAUUUUUUCUUUAUUCUUCCACCUCAUAAAAAUGCGAAACCAACGUGUCUAAUUUGCAACGAAACAGUUGCUGCGUGUAAAGCAGCAAAUAUAAGUCGUCAUUAUGAGACUAAACAUUUGAAAAAAUAUGACAAAGAUUUUCCAAAGGGUUCUUCACUGAGAAUUGAAAAAAUUAAUAUCCUUCGUUCAUCAUUUGAGCAUUCUCAAAUAAUAAUGAAACGCUCAACGUCUGACCAGGAAAAAUGCACUGAAGCAUCUUUGCGUGUUGCAUGGAUUUUGGCUAAACAUAUGGUGGCAUUUUCAUAUUCUGAGGUAGUUAAAGAAUGCUUGAUACAAGUCUCAAAUGCAGUUUUCAAUAAUAAAAAAGAAAUUACUGAAAUGUUUAACAAAAUUCCAUUAUCUCGUGAUUCUACGAUUCGUAAGACCGAAAUUUGCGCAAAAUCAGUUCGUGAGAGUAUAUUGGCUGAUCUUACUAAAACACAGUUUUUCUCACUUGCGAUUGACGAAUCUACAGACAUAUCUGAUGUAGCACAAAUGGCUGUGUUUGUUCGUUAUAUUCUUAAUAAUAAUUAUAAAGAGGAACUCUUAACAUUGUUGCCACUGCAUGAUCCAUUACAACAUCGCUUACUCCGAGCUUUUCUCGAAGAAUGUAAUUCUGAAUACACAGAUCUUCUUUUGCAUAACGAUGUUCGCUGGUUGAGCAAGGGAAAUGUACUCAAAAGAUUAAUAACUUUGCUAAGUGAAAUUUCAGAUUUUCUCAAAAGUAGAAAUACAAAAACGGCUACCGAAUAUUAUGAAUUUCUUUGCAAUGCAAAUAAUACUGCUAAAUUAUGCUUUUUGUGUGAUAUGUUCUCACAUAUUAAUGACCUGAAUUUAGCUUUGCAAGGAAAGGGAAAACUGAUUUGUGAUAUAUGGGAAAAAAUUAAAGCUUUCCAAAGAAAGUUAAAACUAUUUGAAAAUGAUUUGAAUUCUAGAGAGCUGAUACAUUUUCCGUUAUUAAAAGCACAUUUUGAAAGCAAUGAAAAAAUUCCACAAUUUAAGGAAUACGAGCGCUUUUUGAAAGAUAUGCAAACUGAAUUUGCUUCCCGAUUUACAGAUUUUGGACAGAUUGACGACUUAUUAAAAGCAAUGCAAAGCCCAUUCAGUCUUGAAACAAAUGGUAAUUGGGUUAAUGCAGCAGUGCAACUGUUUACUCUCGAAAAAGCUAAACUGCAACUUGAAAUUAUUGAAUUUCAAGAGAGUAAUGUGCUGCGAGAGAAAUUUGCCGAAACAGAUAUUACACAAUUUUGGAUAGACACACUCCCUGAACAAUCUUAUCCAAAUCUAAAACAAAUGGCAAAUGCAAGAAAAUACAGAACUAAAACUAAUGGAAUAGCCACCCCAAUCACCCGAUUUGAAUCCCACAGAAAAACUAUGGGACCACCUGGUCAGAGAAGUUCGGAAACAAUAUCAAAGGUCAGAAAAACAUUUGUGGAAAAUACUGGAAUCAAAAUGGAAAAAGGAUCAUAG
Molecule: messenger RNA, 1575 nt
Organism: Megachile rotundata (alfalfa leafcutting bee)
Lineage: Eukaryota; Metazoa; Arthropoda; Insecta; Hymenoptera; Megachilidae
Product: general transcription factor II-I repeat domain-containing protein 2A-like
Source: RefSeq, a predicted model, not a curated record